AUGGCCUUUAGGUGCCCAUCGUCUUUGACAAAACUGGACGGUUCCUCGCCUCGAGUGUGUGCGCCAUACCUGCAAGCACGCUCCUACGCCGCCCCAUACCUAGAUCCCUACUAUCAGACCUAUGCAGCGCCGUACGUCGAGAAGGCCAAGCCGUACGCCGACCGAUUCGAGAAGCAGGUCUACACCCCAGCGGCGAAGUUCACUGCCGAUAAAUACGCGACCUAUGGCGCACAUAGGGUCGAGCAAGCGAAGAAGUAUUCCAACGCACAGUGGGACAAGUCAGUCCGACCUCAGCUACAGACGGUCCAGGACAAAGUCAAGGGCCAGUACGACCUGUAUCUUGGACCUCACGUCAAAACUGCCUCUGACGCUGCUGCGCCCUACUACGACCAGGCAAAGGCCAGCCUGGAAGAGAUUUACCACCUAUCGGUUUUGCCCGCGUACGAGGCUUCCCUGCCUUAUAUGCGCAAGGCUCAUACACACGGUCACCACGUGGUCGUCAACUACGUGUUCCCCUAUGUUCGCUCGGUCAAGGACGCGACCUUUGCUUUCCUGGUGAGGACUGUAUGGCCUCAGGUGCGCGUGCUGUACGGAGACAAUGUCGAGCCGCAACUGGUUCGCAUAUCCGAACGCUUGGGACGCUACCGUGAUCAGAAGAAGGUUGAGUCUGUCGUUAAUAGCAUCGAGUCUGACUUCACCACCACUACCGAGUCCACCACAGAGGCACCCGCUAUGACAGUUUCCGAAGCUGCGCCAGUUCCAACCACCAAGUCCGGCUGGGGCGUGUUUGACGACCUCUUUGGAGCUGAUCCGUCUUCUUCCACGGCCUCUGACGGGGUUGAAACCAAACCGUCUGCUACAAGGCCUGUCAAGUCCCAGCCGACUGGCGAAGAGCUUAAGAAGAUGCUCAACGAAGAUCUACGGAAGUGGCAGACGAAGUUUGCCACGGCUGCCGACAAGGGCUCCGAGGAUUUGGAGCAGCGCGUUGCUGAAAUCACAAAACGACAGGUCGAGAGUGGUGUCAAGGGCCAUGGCCGCGCGCUUGUCGUAAAGCUGGAAGAAACUGCCGACUCGACCGUCGCGAGCCUCAAGAGCUUCAUCAAGCGUACUGUAGAGUCAGUUCCCGAGGAUGCUACGGACGAGGACCUUGAGGCGGCGCACGCGAAAUGCAGCGCGAAGACACGUGAACUGGGUCUCUCGGUAAAAGAGAGGGCUCAGGAUGUCCGCGCCUGGAAAGCCAACUACGAUCAAGAGACUGAUUCUCUGGUGAAGGCAGCCGUCAAAAGCACUGUUGUAGUGCUUGACAAGAUCCAUGGUCUUGGUCUGCAGGAGGUAGGCAUGCGCUGGGCUUGGCUCGAUGGCGUCACUUACCAGGACUGGCAAAAUUACCACAAGCUGAGAACUACCCUUGAUGAGUGGCAAGCUGAAGUUGAAGCUGUUGGCUCGCAACACGACGGACUCCGCAUAGCUCACGAGGAGGCCAAGAAGCUUGAGGACGAGGCCAUGGAAGCCUCCACCAGGAUGGUCAGCGAGCUCAUCCGUUUAAAGGACGUCGCGAAGUGGAAACUGUGGGCUAACGAUGCUACUGAUGACUUUUCGAAUAAGCCUGUACCAGCUCGUGUGUAUAAGGCUGCGCAACAGGUGUCAUCUCAGGUGUCUGAAGCUAUCCAGGGCUCAUCAACGCCCAUCAGCGAAAGCGUCGCCUCCGCCAUUAGCUCUGCCUCAUCUCAAGCCUCGGAGGCUAUCCAGGCUGCACCAUCGCACGCGUCCGAGGCAGCAAGCAGCCUGUCCUCUGGAGCCUCUGAGGCUAUUCAGGGCUCAUCAACACCUCUGAGCGAGAGUGCCGCUUCUUCUAUCGAAUCGCUGUCAUCUCAGGCCUCUGAGGCGCUCCUGGGUAGCGAAACGCCCAUCGCCGAGAGUGUGGCCUCGUCGGUCUCAAGCGCCGCUUCUGCGGCGUACGAGUCGCCAAAGAAGGUUUUUGGUGGAGCCAACGCUCAAAUCCUCGCGGAAGCCAAACAGGUCAUCUUCGAUGAGCCUCUCGACGACGGCGACGACGACGAUGAUACUGUCGCGAAGUACUCCAGGAAGCUGCAAAAUGUUGUCGCAGAUGCUGGAGACCGUGCAGAAGAAUUGAGCCGUGCUGUCAGCGAGGCCCUUCUAGGUGCAACCAAGACCCAAGGAACCGUCGAAUCCGCCACUUCUCUGGCCAGUGAACAAUAUGAGAGGGCCUUAGCAGCUGCCUCCAGCGUGCUCUACGGUACUCAGCAGCCAGUCGUGGAAAGUGCCACCAGCGUUGCAUCGGAGCGAUUUGCCCAGGCCGUCACCGCCGCCUCCUACGCCAUGUAUGGCACUCCGACCCCAACAGCAAUCAUUCACACAGUCCAAGUUCAGGCAAGCUCUCGUUACAGCGACGCACUGCGUCUGGCUAGCGAACAGUACGAGAACGCCAAAUCGCAGGUUUCCGUUCUUGCCUCUGGUACACCGAAACCCGCCCAUGAAUCGCUGCUGUCAUACUUCGAGAAGGCGUAUAGCGAUUCUGUUGAUGUUGCAAGCGAGCGUCUAUCCGCGGCUUUGCAAUACACCGAUUCUGUGAAGAGCUACGCGGCUGGCCCUACACAGGGCUACUUCGAGUCAGUCUCAUCCAUUGCGUCGUCUCGCCUGUCGGAUGGCCUAAGUCAAGCUUCUGCCCAGUUCAGCCAACCCACUGGUGGCGCAUCGCGUCAGUACUACGAGGCCAUCGGACUGGCUCAUGCACGCUACUCAGAGUUUGUUGGUGCUGCAUCAAGCGCGGUCCUCGGCAUCCGCAGCAUCAUUGGCAUCUGGAGUAUCAAGCUCAGCUCAAUCUAUCGCCUCCCAAUUGGCACUGAGACCCCAUGGUCCGAGUCAGUCGCCUCCCAGGCCAGCAUCAAUUGGGAGAGCCUCAUCGCUAAAGCCAGCGAUCAAGUUUACGAAUCUGUGUACUCGCAGGCCGGUGCCUAUGGUGCUCAAGCCACUGUCGCUGCCGCUCAGCAGUAUGCCGAUGUCUCGGCGCUCAUAUCAGAGCUUGUCAUCGGCAAGGAGCCCGCAUUCACUGAGAGCAUCAUGGUCCGCUUGUCCUCGGCAUACUAUACCGGUGUCCCAGCUGCUGUUCAAUCCGUGCAGUCAUAUGCUGAGGACAAUUUCGAUGCCGCCAGUUCCUACGCCGCGGAUGCUUACUCCUCUGCAUCAUCGGUUGUUAGCUCCAUCUUCACACCGCCUGCAGCCAUUGAGACCAUAUUGAGCCAGGCCAGCGCACAGCUCGAUGCCGCUGUGGACAGUGCCUCCAUCGCCGUUUACGGUACACCCAAGGGUGCGGCUGAGCAGGCUAGCGAGUCUGUCGCGAGCGCGUACUCUUCGAUACAGUCACAGAUCAGCGUGAAGGUCUACGGCACCCAACAGGCCCAGGAUAGUUUCACGUCUGCCGCAGCUAGCGCACAGCAGGCUAUUAGUCAGGCAAUCUUCGGCACUCCCACAGCAGGAGAUUACGUUGCUUCAGCCACCAGCGGCGCAGGUAAUGUGUACUCGUCCAUUGCAUCGGUUGCCAGCGAGAAUGCAGACUACGCAUAUUCUGCUGCUAGCGAGCAAGCUUCCAAGGUCGCAUCCGCCGCCAGCUCUGCCAUCUACGGACCUGAACAGGGCGCCAUGGAGUCUGCCAGCAGCCGAAUCGCCCUCGCGGUCGAAGCUGCCAACUCCCGCAUCAGCGAAAUCUACGCCCAGGCUUCCAAGGGCGCCGAAGGUGUUGCCAGCACAGUGAGCAGCGCCGCCACCCAGGCCACUCAGCGCGUCAAGGACGAGUUGUAA
Messenger RNA from Parastagonospora nodorum SN15, 3819 nucleotides. RefSeq lists its product as hypothetical. The transcript has 6 exons. The record is from RefSeq and is a predicted model, not a curated record. NCBI's taxonomy places the organism in Eukaryota, Fungi, Ascomycota, Dothideomycetes, Pleosporales, Phaeosphaeriaceae. Gene Ontology annotation, biological process: protein transport. The coding region runs from base 1 to 3819 and encodes 1272 amino acids.